This is a messenger RNA of Carassius auratus (goldfish), 2269 nucleotides long. Its product is annotated as collagen alpha-2(XI) chain-like. Bases 172 to 2250 code for a protein of 692 amino acids. Gene Ontology annotation, cellular component: extracellular matrix. The record is from RefSeq and is a predicted model, not a curated record. NCBI's taxonomy places the organism in Eukaryota, Metazoa, Chordata, Actinopteri, Cypriniformes, Cyprinidae. The transcript has 26 exons.
AGAGAGAGAGAGAGAGAGAGAGGCUCAUAUGGGACAGAGCAGAUAAACCCCAGCAGUGUGUCUCUUCUCCUCCAGGUCUGCUCGGGAUCCUCAGCUCCAGGAGCGACACACACACACACACACACACACACACACGCCUCGCGAGCGCCGCGCGGUCCGGUGCAGCUGAGGAUGAUGAUGAGGAUGAUGAAGAGUCGCCGGUUCACCGGAGUCGCGCCGCUGAUGAUGAUGAUGAAGAUGAUGAUGAUGAUGAUGCACGCGACACGAGCAGUGUCUCCAGCAGCCAAUCACAUCGAUGUGCUGAAGAUUCUGGACCUAUCAGACUCCAUGGAGGGCGUGUCUUUGGAGGCGGGGCUGUGUAUGAGUAGGCGGGGCUCAGAGGAGGCGGAUCUCGCUUAUAAGAUUGAGAAGAAAAUCCAAGUCAGUGUUCCGACCAAUCAGCUCUUCCCAGACUCGGUGUUCCCUGAGGACUUCUCAGUGCUGGUGACGGUGCGAGCGCGGCGUGGAGCUCAGUGUUUUCUGCUGUCGGUGUAUGACAGCGAGGGAGUACAGCAGCUGGGUCUGGAGCUCGGACGCUCGCCCGUCUUCCUCUACGAGGACCACAACGGCCAGCCGACCCCUGACCUCUACCCCAUCUUCAAGAAGGUCAACCUCGCCGACGGCAAGUGGCACAGAGUGGCCUACAGCGUGGAAGGUCAGAAGGUCACGCUCUACCUGGACUGUCAGAAAGUGGCGACCCUUGACCUUCCCAGAGGCCCUGAGCCUAGGGUCAGCACGGACGGAGUGACGGUGUUCGGGACCAGACUCCUGGAUGAAGAAGUGUUUGAGGGUGAGAUCCAGCAGCUGUUAAUCGCUCCAGACCCCAGAGCUGCUGCUGAUUACUGCCACACCCACAUUCCUGACUGUGACUCCGCCCUCACCUACAACAGCCUAUCGCUGGACCCCGUGGAGGUCAAGAAGCCUCCGAGGAAGCCAAUCGAAGAGGAGUUUGAAGAUGACCUUUACAAUGACCUCUACAGUGACCUGUCAGUGUCGCCUGCGGGAGACAACGCCACCGAGUACGAGCUAGUGGAGUACGAGGACACUGAGAACGAGACGGAGUAUUUUAAGGAGUACACUGAGUAUCAGGAGUAUGAGGACUAUGAGUAUCGUCCUGCGGAGAGACAGGAGCAGUUCUUCAGCGCUCAGGCUGUCGGUCCAGAGAAGGGUCAGAAGGGUGAGCCGGCGCUGCUGGGAGAGGGGACGCUGAUCAUGGGACCCCCGGGUCUGCCUGGUGCUGAGGGGCCGCCAGGUGAACACGGCCCUAUGGGACCCCCGGGGCCGAUCGGAGAUCCAGGAGACCCGGGCCCCGAGGGCCGACAGGGGCUUGCAGGGGCUGAUGGGAUUCCUGGACCUCCAGGGAACCUGCUGAUGUUACCGUUCCAGUCCGGCGGGGACGCUCGUCACGGUCCUGUCAUAUCAGCUCAAGAAGCUCAAGCUCAAGCCAUCCUGCAGCACACUAAGCUCUCUCUGAAAGGACCGCCGGGACCCUUAGGACUCACAGGACGCCCAGGACCUCUGGGAUCUCCGGGCCCGCGCGGUCUGAAGGGUGAUCAUGGGUUCCCAGGACCUCCGGGUCCUCGUGGGCUGCCGGGGGCUCCGGGAUUGAAUGGUAAACCAGGAAAGAGGGGGCGCGGUGGGAUCGACGGAGCCAGAGGUGAACCAGGAGAGACUGGAACUAAAGGUGACCGAGGGUUUGAUGGGUUACCGGGUCUGCCUGGAAACAAGGGUCACCGGGGAGAUCAAGGGAAGAAGGGGCCGGUCGGUCCUCCAGGAGGUCCUGGAGAAAAGGGUUCAGAUGGUCAGCCGGGGCCCAGGGGUCAGCCAGGAGAGCCUGGUCUAGCAGGGCUGACGGGUCAGAGGGGUCUUCCUGGUCCUCCAGGACAGCAGGGUAUUCGUGGAGUUGAUGGAGUUCAGGGUUCAAAAGGAAACAUGGGUCCACCUGGAGAACCUGGAGCUCCAGGACAGCAGGGGAACCCAGGAUUCCAGGGUUUUCCUGGACCUCAGGGAGCAGUCGGGUUACCAGGAGAAAAGGGUCCUCAGGGGAAGAAGGGGAUGAAGGGGUUACCUGGUGUCGACGGCCCACCGGGUCAUCCAGGACGAGAGGGGUCACCCGGAGAGAAAGGCCUGCCGGGUACAGCAGGUGUUCAGGGGCCUGUGGGAUAUCCUGGACCCAGAGGAGUCAAAGGUGCUGAUGGCUCAGAGGACUGAGGCAGUAAAGGAGAGAAGG